Messenger RNA from Aspergillus ibericus CBS 121593, 810 nucleotides. RefSeq lists its product as uncharacterized. The transcript is spliced from 3 exons. The record is from RefSeq and is a predicted model, not a curated record. NCBI's taxonomy places the organism in Eukaryota, Fungi, Ascomycota, Eurotiomycetes, Eurotiales, Aspergillaceae. The coding region runs from base 1 to 810 and encodes 269 amino acids.
AUGGGUACCCCUGCAGAGCAACGAAAGUUGGUGAAACGCGCCGGUGAGAAGUACCGUGCUUCACCAUGGACGCCCAUCACACAGUUACAACGGGAGAGCUCUCGUGAUCCCCCGGCUCGCGGAGGCGUUUGGAUCAGCAGAACUGUCUUCCCGGCCCCCGCCAGUUGCAGCAUCAGAGAUGCGUUAUCACUCGAGGAUACUCCAAUCAUAGAUGUGGGGGUGAAAUUUAUUGGAAGUCAGGAGAAAGCCAAUAAUGAUGUACCCGAGUCGGAUGUUACAGAAGAGAAGCUUGGUGAUCUUCUGAAGGAAUACGACAGCGAGAUGACAAUCAAUCCUCUAAAUCCACGGAGGUGGCCUCUACAUAUGCGAGCCUGCUCUAUUCCCCCAGCUGGGGCAUCUUAUCGUGCCGUCCCAGCAAACAAGAUUAUUCUGGCCGGGAAUAGUUCCGGUGCCAACCUGUGCUUCGGGCUGAUAAAGUUCCUCCUGGAGCUGCAGAAGCUCCCACCCUCUGAUGCCAGCAUCGACUUUUAUGGACGGCAUGUCACCCUCCCACUUCCCGCUGGAAUAGCUACAGUAGGGGGCUGGUGCGAUCAAUGCGAUGCCCUUCCAUUGUGGCACAAGAAUGGCGAGUAUGAUAUUCUCGGGGUGCUGCAACCCCCAUUAAUGCCCGGCUUCCCUACGGAUAGUAUCUGGCCGGCCAAUCCACCCCGGGAACACACCUACUGCGUGGCUGCCACCCUUGAUCAUGAGCUCGUCACUCCGGCUGCCGUGGCGGAUUGGACAGGGAAGCUUGGAGUGCCUCGGCUGUGA